Molecule: messenger RNA, 825 nt
Organism: Mycena indigotica
Lineage: Eukaryota; Fungi; Basidiomycota; Agaricomycetes; Agaricales; Mycenaceae
Exons: 3
Coding region: 13-825 (270 amino acids)
Source: RefSeq, a predicted model, not a curated record
CUCCGAACGUUCAUGUCGUCGACGGCGCCGCGCCUUCCACCAGAGUUAGAGUUCGCGGUGUUCAGUGAAGCAGCCAAGGUGUCACGCCAGGUACACUACACCCUGCUCCUCGUGGCACGUCGAGUUUGCUUAUGGCUGGAGCCCCUGCUAUACCGCACCCUCUUCUUCGGCCAUGAAUAUCGAUCCCCGGAGCUGUCGACAAUGAGCCUCCCGAGGCAGUCCUUCCUGGUGGUCACUGUCCGUCACAUCGUCGUCUGUGGCAACCCUCCCGGCGCCCCGCUGCGCCUCUUCUCCGCUGUGCCACAUAUAGCGAUCGGGGGGCCCUAUCGUGCCCGUGACAUGCGCGACGCGUUUUUCGCGCUCACGAAUCUUCGCUCCCUCGCCACCGAUCCGCGCAUCAUCGCGGACGGGUGUCUUACAACAGCCGACGCCGUCCGUCCGGUCUUCGCGGUGCUCACCCACCUGGAGCUGUUCCGCCGGCCGCCAGGCGUCGCCGAAUUCUGCGCUGCUCUGCCCUGUCUAACGCACGUCGCGCUGAACGAAGAUAUAGACUCAUGGGAUGACGCAGAGCCCGUCAUCGAUGCAAUCCUCACCAAGUCCACGAAACUCAUAUUGCUCGUCGUGUUGGAAGAGCCCGACGAACUACCCUUGGCGGAUUGUGUCUCAGAAAGCCUCUCCGAUCCGAGGCUAGUGAUUACCACGUCCGUGGACUGGGCAGAGGGUGCGCUGGAUAUGUGGAGCUACUGGGAUGCCGCGCGCGAGUUCUUACAGGGAAAGGCGAACGGGCUCAUCGCUGCAGACCAAUUCCGGGCAUGGCGCUGUUAA